GUCGACAUGGAGAAGAUAAACAGAAAAGUAGCACAGUCUCUGCUGACGUUGUGUUCAUCUGGAUUGGACGUGUGAAUGUUUGUUCAGCGCCGCGCUGCGUGCCACCUUUCUUAUAUCAGUUAACGCUUAAUUGAAGCUACAUUGCUAAGGGGAAAGCUAAUGGUCGUGACAACAUGGACAGUGGCCUGAGUCCCCAGGAUAAAAAAGACUUGGACAAGUUCAUUAAGUUCUUUGCUUUAAAGACGGUCCAAGUGAUUGUCCAAGCUCGUCUUGGAGAGAAGAUCUGCACUCGCUCGUCCUCGUCGCCUACUGGCUCUGACUGGUUUAAUUUGGCCAUCAAAGACAUCCCAGAGGUGACCCAUGAAGCCAAGAAGGCACUGGCUGGCCAACUUCCAGGCAUCGGACGCUCCAUGUGUGUGGAGAUCUCCCUUAAGACGUCAGAGGGUGACUCGAUGGAGUUAGAGACCUGGUGCCUGGAGAUGAAUGAAAAGUGUGAUAAGGACAUCAAGGUGUCAUAUACAGUCUACAACCGUCUGUCUGUCCUCCUGAAGUCUCUGCUGGCCAUCACCAGAGUAACACCUGCCUAUAAACUAUCUAGAAAGCAGGGACAUGACUAUGUCAUAUUGUACAGGAUUUACUUCGGAGAAGUUCAGCUGAGUGGAUUAGGAGAAGGUUUUCAGACAGUGCGUGUCGGCGUUGUUGGCACCCCUGUCGGCACAGUCACACUUUCAUGUGCUUACCGCACCAACCUGGCAUUCAUGUCCAACAGACAGUUUGAGAGGUCAGCUCCAAUCAUGGGGAUCAUCGUGGAUCACUUUGUGGAUCCCCCCUGCAGCAGCCAGCGCCCUGCAAACAUGGGACAUCCCUGCAACUACAGAGCUCCAGAUGAGGAGGACGGAUAUGCAGGAGUUCAGGAUUCCCAGGAGGUCUGCACCACCUCAUUCUCCACCUCCCCUCCCUCACAGUGUGUGUGUACACUGAGUCCUUCGCCCUCUAAACUGUCUAAGCCCCUCCCGCUGGACAGUCUGCCGCUUCCAUUGGCUCCCGGACUUGUCACUCACACUCUGUAUGCUUCCAGGUUAUCAUAUCAGCCUCCAGCUCUAGCAGGAGCUGCUGAGCUUUGUCAUCCUGCUGCCAAUCCAAACCAGGCGUUGCAUGCUGGGAAGGAACACGGAGGGGUUGUGUUGGUUCCCACUCAGCCUUCUCAUGCAGCCGACGCUCAUCUGACAGUCGAGCAAGCCGCCAACACACCUGGCAGCAGUGGUGACGAUGACGGCCUGUCGCACAGUGGAGAAAGACGGAGGGAGGAAGUGAGGAGGAGCGUUUCUCCCUCUGACCCUGUGGAGUCUCUCAAUGCGUUCACAAGGAAAAUCGGAGCCUUUGUGAAUAAACCCAACACGCAGAUAACAGCAGCCAGUCUGGACCUGCCAUUUGCUGAAUUUGCUCCUCGAGGUCUAGACUCAGAGGAGAAUGAUCCCAUGGUGCAGCCUCCAGACUCUCCUCCUUGCCCGUCACCUCUGCAGGCCAGCCUCCAUUCUCAGGGCUCAGAGGGAUCGGGGCAGCAGGACGACUUUGUCAUGGUCGACUUUCGUCCAGCCUUCUCUAAAGACGACUUGUUGCCGAUGGAUCUGGGCACUUUCUACAGAGAGUUUCAAAACCCUCCUCAACUGGCCAGCCUCUCACUACACAUCAGCUCCCAGUCGAUGGCCGACGACCUGGACUCGCUGCCGGAGAAACUGGCCGUGUAUGAGAAAAACAUCGAUGAGUUUGAUGCUUUUGUGGACAUGCUCCAAUAGGGGAGGAGCGAAGAAAGGAGUACUACAUGUGAGAAAAGACUUAAUGGAUGGUGGCAAAUGACACUGAAAAAAAAAAGGAAUGAAAGGAAGACGCAGACUGAAGGCUCUGUAAUCGUUUGUCCUGUGAGAAUCAGACUAAAUCACCAUAUUUCAAUGUGAAGCUCCUCAUCUCUGACAUCACCCUCCCUUACCUCCCUGUCAGGCACGUUCACCUCGCUUACCAGCUUGUACAGAUCACUGUAAAUACUGUAUUAUCUCUGACACUGACAUACACCCCUCUCUGGUCUGGUAGUGUUAAUUUAACUAUUAUUUUCUAUGUGGCGCAAAUCUGCUCUAGUCGUCAGUGUUUAAUCAGGAUUUCAAUCAAUUCUGUCACUUUAGACAGCCAUGCAAUUCAAGGACAUACUACCUGCACUUUUUGUAAACCGUAGCUCACUAUAAAUGAUCCACCCUCCCUCCCUGCUGAACACUGCUGAAAGUUUCCUCGACGUGAUAGCCUGUCUGAUCAUAUCGGAGGUGAAAGAUCAGUGAAAGUUCUUCAAAUCUUGAAAAGCUAGUCAAAUAAACUGCACUUAGCCUCACAGCGGAUGCUAGUCCUUUGCAAACAAGACGUGUUGUGUUCAAGAAAUGUCCUGCUUUACGUUCUCAACAUCGACAAGUAGCAGUUGAGUGUUGCUCAGAGGCAUCUUGGAAGUGGAAAGCCUGUCAUUCAUUUAACCUAGCCAGGUGUUCCCAGCUGGUCUGGGUAUAUAAACUGCCAACUUCAAUGUUUGCAAACGGGCCGUGAUUUAAAUUCUCUCCUUGUAUGUACAGAAAGCACAUUUCUCCAUGCUGAAUCAACUUGUGGAACUACACUCUGAUGCCAGUUUAUAGUAUUAGACUGCAUUAGUUAUAGCUACCUAACAGACCGGCACCUGAGCGUAUUUACUAUAGGCUGAACAACAUGCAUAUGUAUAUUUUGGGGGUUUUGUAAAGGUCGGAUAAACAUUUCCAGCUGUCCACAGAAGGGCCCGGGUCACCAUCCAUGACUGUUCGAGUUUGGUUGAAAGCUUUAAUUUAAACUUUUCUUUGCUGUUGGUCUAGAUGUCCUAAUAAAGCAUGGCUGCUCUGUUGAAACAA
This is a messenger RNA of Epinephelus fuscoguttatus (brown-marbled grouper), 2915 nucleotides long. RefSeq names its product ATG13 autophagy related 13 homolog (S. cerevisiae) (gene atg13). The coding region runs from base 174 to 1796 and encodes 540 amino acids. The transcript has 18 exons. The record is from RefSeq and is a predicted model, not a curated record. Gene Ontology annotation, cellular component: Atg1/ULK1 kinase complex; extrinsic component of membrane; phagophore assembly site. Gene Ontology annotation, biological process: mitophagy; autophagosome assembly; piecemeal microautophagy of the nucleus. NCBI's taxonomy places the organism in Eukaryota, Metazoa, Chordata, Actinopteri, Perciformes, Serranidae.